CUACAGCGUGAGUGCAUUUCCAUUCACAUUGGCCAGGCCGGCACCCAGAUUGGAAAUUCAUGUUGGGAGCUCUACUGUUUGGAGCAUGGCAUCCAGCCAGACGGUCAGAUGCUCGGCACCAUGCAUGGUAGAGGUAGAGAUGACUCCCUCAGCACCUUCUUCAGUGAGACUUUUUCUGGAAAACAUGUUCCCAGAACUAUUUUUGUUGACCUGGAGCCAACAGUCAUUGAUGAAGUGCGAAGUGGAAAGUACCGCCAGCUCUACCACCCUGGGCAGCUGAUCACAGGUAGAGAGGAUGCAGCAAAUAACUUUGCUCGUGGUCGCUACACUGCUGGACAGAGUGUCAUCGAAGAGGUUAUGGAUAGGACUCGUAAACUGGCUGAACAGUGCACAGGGCUCCAGGGUUUCUUAAUCUUCCGGUCCUUUGGAGGAGGAACUGGCUCAGGCUUCACCUCUAUGCUGAUGGAGCGUCUCUCUGAAGAGUACAAUAAAAGGUCCAAGCUGGAGUUUUCCAUCUAUCCAGCUCCUCAGGUGUCCACAGCUGUUGUUGAGCCCUACAACUCCAUCCUGACCACCCAUACCACCCUGGAGCACUCCAGCUGCACUUUUCUGGUGGACAAUGAGGCCAUCUAUGACAUCUGCCGAAGGAAUCUCGACAUGGAACGCCCCUCCUACACCAACCUCAACAGGCUGAUGGGACAGGUUGCCUCUUCCAUCACCGCCUCCCUGCGCUUCAGCGGUGCCCUGAAUGUCGACCUGAUUGAGUUCCAGACCAACCUGGUGCCUUACCCUCGUAUCCACUUCCCUCUGGUCACCUAUGCCCCAGUUAUCUCUGCAGAGAAGGCCUAUCACGAGCAGCUCUCUGUGGCCGACAUCACAAAAGCCUGCUUCGAGCCAACCAACCAGAUGGUGAAGUGCGACCCUCGUCACGGUAAGUACAUGGCCUGCUGCCUCCUGUACCGUGGAGACGUGGUGCCUAAGGAUGUCAACUCUGCCAUCGCCACCAUCAAGACCAAGCGCACCAUCCAGUUUGUGGACUGGUGUCCCACAGGCUUCAAGGUGGGCAUCAACUACCAGSCCCCCACUGUGGUUCCUGGUGGAGACCUGGCCAAAGUGCAGAGAGCUGUGUGCAUGCUGAGCAACACCACUGCCAUCGCAGAGGCCUGGGCUCGACUGGACCACAAGUUUGACCUCAUGUACGCCAAGAGGGCCUUUGUCCACUGGUACGUCGGAGAGGGAAUGGAGGAGGGAGAGUUCUCUGAGGCCAGAGAGGACAUGGCUGCUCUGGAGAAGGAUUACAAAGAGGUUGGAGCCGACAGUGUUGGCGAUGACAGCGAGAAGCAUUAAUAGAUAACUCCCUGU
Paralichthys olivaceus (Japanese flounder) is the source of this 1362-nucleotide messenger RNA. RefSeq names its product tubulin, alpha 8 like 2 (gene tuba8l2). Gene Ontology annotation, biological process: mitotic cell cycle; microtubule cytoskeleton organization. Gene Ontology annotation, molecular function: GTP binding; structural constituent of cytoskeleton. Lineage: Eukaryota; Metazoa; Chordata; Actinopteri; Pleuronectiformes; Paralichthyidae. The record is from RefSeq and is a predicted model, not a curated record. Gene Ontology annotation, cellular component: cytoplasm; microtubule.